Messenger RNA from Alternaria rosae, 804 nucleotides. RefSeq names its product heterokaryon incompatibility protein-domain-containing protein. Lineage: Eukaryota; Fungi; Ascomycota; Dothideomycetes; Pleosporales; Pleosporaceae. Bases 1 to 804 code for a protein of 267 amino acids. The record is from RefSeq and is a predicted model, not a curated record. The transcript has 2 exons.
AUGCGCCUCCUGCGAGCCUCUGGCGACGACUUCAUACUCGUCGAAUUUGUUCGCUACAUACCAACAUACGCAAUAUUAUCGCACACCUGGGGCGCCGACGAGGAUGAAGUCACUUUCAAGGACAUAUACAAGGGCAAAGGCAAAGGCAGAAAGAAGCCCGGCUACGCCAAACUCCAAUUUUGCGCUGCGCAGGCGGCUAAAGACAAGCUCGAAUUCUUCUGGGUUGAUACAUGUUGCAUCGAUAAGAGCAGUAGCGCGGAAUUAGCUGAAGCCAUCAAUUCGAUGUUUAAGUGGUAUCGCGAUUCGACAGCAUGCUACGUAUACCUCUCCGAUGUACCCAGCACUGGCACGCCAUAUUUACAGAGCAACAAGCAGCCGUCUUUCAAGGGCAAUCGAUGGUUUACACGUGGAUGGACGCUUCAGGAGCUUCUGGCCCCAGAGACUGUUGUCUUCUUCUCGGUGGACGGCACUAGAAUCGGGGAUAAGGUUUCCCUCGCAAAAGAAAUUUCAAAUGAGACGAAUAUCCCUGUAGCUGCAUUGGAGAAUGGAUCACGCCUCAUGCUCAAGUACCCUGUCGAGGAGCGCAUGAAUUGGGCUAAACAUCGUGGCACAAAACGGGAGGAAGAUGCCGCGUACUGCCUUCUUGGCAUAUUCCAAGUACAAAUGCCGCUCAUAUAUGGCGAAGGUAGAGCAAAAGCUUUCGGUCGCCUUCGUAAAGAGAUCGAAGAUGUAUACGGCACGCGUGACUGGAUCGAUAACUUCCUACAUCGAUACGGGCUCCCAUCGUUACAGCUUGAGAACUAA